GAAAUCAAACAGCAAACGUGAACAAACGUCAUCUUGAAAGCAAGCGUAAACAGCGAUAUUAAAUUUAAAAUAGUUUCAUUAACUUAAUAAAACCAGGAAUACAGAAAAAUAAAAUGUAUUCCGUUCUCACAAGGGGGAAUGGUAUAUUAACAUAUACGCUAAGUGUGUUAGCAUGUUUAACAUUUUUAUGUUUUCUUUCCACGUUGACCGUGGAUUAUAGAACUGCUGCUCAAAUGAAUACGGUAAAAGUAGUCGUAAAAAAUAUUGCUGACUAUGGAGUAUCCAGGGAAAAGAAUGAUUUAGGAUAUUUAACAUUUGAUCUCAAGACAGAUCUUUCUAGUUUAUUUAAUUGGAACGUUAAACAGUUGUUUUUAUACCUUACUGCUGAAUACAUCACUCCAGCAAAUGAAUUGAAUCAAGUAGUACUAUGGGACAAAAUUAUAUUGCGAGGAGAAAAUGCAAUUUUAGAUUUUAAGAACAUGAAUAUAAAGUACUAUUUUUGGGAUGAUGGGAAUGGUUUAAAAGGUCACAACAAUGUCACAUUAACACUUUCAUGGAAUAUUAUUCCUAAUGCUGGACUUCUUCCCAACAUUGGAGCGAUUGGCCAACAUUCAUUCAAGUUCCCCACAGAUUAUACCCAAACUCGUGUAUGAUCAUAAUACAGGGGUUUUAAAGAGUUCUAGUGAUUAAGGACUUGUGUGUUAUUUAAUAUAAAAGUAAUAAAAAGUU
This is a messenger RNA of Leptidea sinapis, 729 nucleotides long. It is a transcript of the gene Spase22-23, whose product is annotated as signal peptidase complex subunit 3. The record is from RefSeq and is a predicted model, not a curated record. The transcript has 3 exons. Gene Ontology annotation, cellular component: membrane; signal peptidase complex. Gene Ontology annotation, biological process: protein targeting to ER. NCBI's taxonomy places the organism in Eukaryota, Metazoa, Arthropoda, Insecta, Lepidoptera, Pieridae. The coding region runs from base 114 to 653 and encodes 179 amino acids.